Carcharodon carcharias (great white shark) is the source of this 758-nucleotide messenger RNA. Its product is annotated as translation initiation factor IF-2-like. NCBI's taxonomy places the organism in Eukaryota, Metazoa, Chordata, Chondrichthyes, Lamniformes, Lamnidae. The transcript has 3 exons. The record is from RefSeq and is a predicted model, not a curated record. The annotation marks the transcript as partial.
GAGGAGGCGAUACCAGAGCUGGAGAUUGCGUUGACGAGCUUCUAGAUUUAACCAGAGAAGAGGAUAAGGGCGGCAAGAGUGAAGGCUCCCAGGCCUCAAUCCAGGCUCCCAGGCCUCAAUCCAGGCCCCUUGACCUCAACCCAGGCCCCCGGGCCUCAAUCAGUUUGUUGGCCUCAAUCCAGACCCCCAGGCCUCAAUCCAGGCCCCUUGACCUCAACCCAGGCCCCCGGGCCUCAAUCCAGGCUCCCAGGCCUCAAUCCAGGCCCCUGGGCCUCAAACCAGACCCCCGGGCCUCAAUCCAGGUUGUUGGGCCUCAAUCCAGACCCCUGGGCCUCAAUCCAGGCCCCGCCCCCGGGCCUCAAUCCAGACCCCCGGGCCCUCAAUCCAGACCCCCGGGCCUCAAUCCAGGCCCCUUGACCUCAACCCAGGCCCCCGGGCCUCAAUCAGGCUCCCCGGGCCUCAAUCCAGACCCCGGGCCUCAAUCCAGUUUGUUGGGCCUCAAUCCAGACCCCAGGCCUCAAUCCAGGCCCCUUGACCUCACCCAGGCCCCCGGGCCUCAAUCCAGGCUCCCGGGCCUCAACCCAGACCCCCGGGCCUCAAUCCAGGUUGUUGGGCCUCACUCCCAGGACCCCCAGGCCUCAAAUCCAGGCCCCUUGACCUCAACCCAGGCUUCCCAGGCCUCAACCCAGACCCCCGGGCCUCAAUCCAGGUUGUUGGGCCUCAUUCCAGACCCCCAGGCCUCAAUCCAGGCCCCUUGA